Molecule: messenger RNA, 1051 nt
Organism: Lymnaea stagnalis (great pond snail)
Lineage: Eukaryota; Metazoa; Mollusca; Gastropoda; Lymnaeidae
Source: the annotation of a GenBank genome assembly
CUACGAUAUGUGGCGUUCCAUCAAGGAAAGACGCUCUUAAAAUCCUUGACCGUGACGGUUUCUCGGCCUUACAUUUUGCCGCCAUGGACGGUAACAAGAAGGCCGCCAAGAUGCUACUGCUGCUGGGGGCCGACGGGAAGCAAAAGUCACGUGACGGCAACACGGCACUGACUUUUUCGAUAGCGUUCAACCACGGCAAGUUCUCGGAGUUCAUCCUCCCGUAUUCAGACAUCAACUCGAGGGACGAAGACGACGACACGGCGCUCAUGUUCGCGGCUUGGAGGGACCAGGACGCGCUCGUCUCCGAGAUGAUCGCCUACGGGGCGGAUGUCAACAGCCGAAGCCGACACGGCAGCACGGCCUUGUGGAACGCCGUCUACCGCUCAAGUCGAGAUUCCGUUCUUGUGCUGCUCCAGAACAAUGCUGACAUGGGAAUCCGCUGCGAGGGCACGCAUUUAUUCCUCACGCCAACCGACAGCAUGGAAGAAGGGGAGAUCAAAAAGAUUUACCCGGGACACAGGCGUUCGUUGCUGUGGGUGGCGGCUGAGAUGGCUAUGAAUGUGAAAACGAGAGCGAAAAGUCUGGCCAUCAUUUCUCUGUUGCUCCAGGCUGGCUACGACGUGACCGGGGAUCAUUGGAUAAAACGAAUUCGUGACCCUAAUGUCUCCAGCAGUGACGUGCCCAUGAGGUUCCGAGAUGAUAACUCUCUGGCCCGGCUGCUUAUGUAUUUCUACAACAGACCGCUUCAACUGAGAGACAUCUGUCGGAAUAAGCUAAGGAAACUGCACCAGAGCUGCACUCUCAGACACCGUGUGCCGUAUGCCCAGUGGGUUUCUGAAGCUGGUUUGGGAAACAGAUGCCUCAGAGACUUCGUGUGUCUUUUGUACCUGGACGACACCUGAAUCAGUUACGCGUAAUACUUAAAGAUACGGAAUGUGGCAGAGAACCAUUAGUAAAUUCUUCCUCUGAGGAUGAGAUAGAACUGAAAUUUUCCAUCCCAGGAAUCAUACCCUUUCAUCGCACGUGAUGCCAACCAGUGGGUGAAAAGGAA